ACGAGGGCGGGCCACUGUGCCACCGUGCCACCGCUAGUUAGUUCAGUCGGUCUCUUGCUUCGGUAGGGAGAACACACGCGCCUCCUCGCUCUAUGUCAUGGAGGCGCUCGCUGCACCUUCCGCGCGCGUUGCCAGUGAUCUAACCUAACCUGAGUGUGUGUGAAAGCAAUGCAACUUACCUGGAAACUUUUCACGCUACUUCGUUUCUGCUUUGAAUCCACCUGGACUGAACAGAGCAAUAAAAAUACAUUAAAGAGACAGCUAUCCAAAGCACCAUGACCGCUUUACCUGGUCGAGACAACAAGGCAAGGUCAACACACAUUCUCAGUGAUUGAAUGGACGACUUGGACGAAUCCCACGACCAUGUGACACGACCUCUGUGCUCAGGCCCUCGCCAACACCUCAGCGCAUGGCGGCCGCAGAGUAACCUGUGGUCGUACCUCAUCCAAAGCACCCCAGCGUCGGCCGCAACGCACGACGCACCGAUGACACCUCAUAACCUCAUCCCCUGGAGCCGUGAAAAAAGGGAGGAGGAGGACGAAGCAGGUGGAGGCGCGGCAGGCUGGCUGCACCCUCUCCCGGCCAGCCCGCGCCCUACACACCACCCACCGCAGAAUCACAUAUAUUUCGCCUUAACUCGCUGGGCUGUCCUCUCCUGCUGGAGCGUGUGGCGGGAGACAGACCCUCGACGUAAAGACAGACGCCUACUGACGCCCGCUGACAGGAGGGGCGCCAGACGUCUCUACCGCGCCAUGGCUCACCACUCAGGAGCGGGGCGCCCUUGUAAAACUGAAGAAAGUGUGAGUAAUGGGAGUGAGAGAGUUGACUGUGUGGGAGUGUCCGACAGCCAGGCGGCGGCGGCGGGGCGUGUGAGGGCGAGCGGUGCCUCAGUGAGCCGCGAGGAGGUGGCUGCCCCGCGGUGGCUCACCCCCGGCGCGGCGUGUGGCUCCCGUGACACCAGUGGGCGAGGGAGCUGGUCUCCGCCGCCACCCAUGUGCACGAACCAGAAAAGGACUUCCCCCACGCACCCGCCCGCCGCCCGCUGUGCUCACUCCCCCGCCAUGCUCAAGAUGGGCGCCUCCCCUGUGCUCGUGUGGGUGUUGCUCCUCGCCCUGGCCUGUGGGGGCGGGCGGGUGGGCGUCGUGGCUUCUGAAUUCCCCGAUCGUGAGUGCUGUGACUCUGCCCCGCCCCCGCCGCCACAUUACCACACCACCACCUCCACCACGCCGGGGCCGCUUGUCCGCACGCUCUCCACAUCCAGCACCCCGCCGCCCCCAAGCUUCUUCCCCAUCGCCUCCAUAUCCCCGACAGGUAAGCUUCCCAACUCCUCCUGAGAGUCAAGUGUAUAAUUCCCUCAUUCUGAUUUGUCUUGGAUUCCACGUUUAUUCCUGUUCCCACGCACGUCUCUCCCGAAUAAGGUAAGAAUGUAUAAAGAUAAAUGUGAAUGGGAGGGAGAAGUAAUGAGAGGAUGAAUGGACAGGUUAAUUUAAGGCUCAAGGAAGGUAAUAAGAGGAGGGAGGAGAAAAUUAAUAGUUGAGACAGAGAAGCGAGUGAUGUACAGAAAAAGGGGAGAGGGAGAGAGAUGUAAUACGGCCGCUCUAAAGAGAGAAACGAGAAUUAAAUGGGAAGAUUUCGA
Molecule: messenger RNA, 1636 nt
Organism: Eriocheir sinensis (Chinese mitten crab)
Lineage: Eukaryota; Metazoa; Arthropoda; Malacostraca; Decapoda; Varunidae
Exons: 2
Coding region: 336-1334 (332 amino acids)
Source: RefSeq, a predicted model, not a curated record